Meleagris gallopavo (turkey) is the source of this 1422-nucleotide messenger RNA. The record is from RefSeq and is a predicted model, not a curated record. Lineage: Eukaryota; Metazoa; Chordata; Aves; Galliformes; Phasianidae.
AUGGCCAUGCUGCUCACCCAAGACUCUCUAAAGGAAGAGAUAGCAAUAAAGGCAUGGAAGGAAUUUGCUGCACUGACAAAAGAAUUAAAUGCAUGUAGGGAACAGCUGCUUGAAAAGGAGGAGGAGAUUUCAGAACUGAAGGCCGAAAGAAACAACACGAGACUGUUACUGGAGCAUUUGGAGUGCCUUGUCUCAAGACACGAAAGAUCACUGAGGAUGACAGUGGUGAAACGGCAAGCACAGUCUCCUUCAGGAGUUUCCAGUGAAGUUGAGGUCCUCAAAGCUCUGAAAUCUCUGUUUGAGCACCACAAGGCUCUGGAUGAAAAGGUAAGGGAGCGACUGAGGGUUUCUUUAGAAAGAGUCUCUGCACUGGAAGAAGAACUUGCUGCUGCUAACCAGGAGAUUGUAGCUUUGCGUGAACAAAAUGCACACAUUCAAAGGAAAAUUGCAGCUGGUGAAGGGCCUGCUGAAUCAGAGCAUAUUGAAGGAAUGGAGCCAGGGCAAAAGGUUCAUGAAAAGCGCUUGUCGAAUGGCUCCAUAGACUCAAAUGAUGAAACCAGUCAAGUUAUAGAACUCCAGGAGCUACUUGAAAAGCAGAACUAUGAAAUGGCACAAAUGAAGGAACGUUUGGCUGCACUGUCAUCCCGGGUGGGAGAGGUAGAGCAGGAAGCAGAAACUGCCAGAAAGGAGCUCAUUAAAACAGAAGAAAUGAACAGUAAAUAUCAGAGAGACAUUAGAGAGGCAAUGGCACAAAAGGAAGAUAUGGAAGAAAGGAUCACUACACUGGAGAAGCGCUACCUCAGUGCACAGAGAGAAUCCACCUCCAUACAUGACAUGAAUGACAAGCUGGAAAAUGAACUGGCAAACAAAGAAGCCAUCCUACGUCAGCUGGAAGACAAAAACAGACAGCUGCAAGAGCGUCUAGAGUUGGCAGAACAGAAGCUCCAGCAGACGAUGAGGAAGGCAGAAACCUUACCUGAAGUGGAGGCUGAACUGGCUCAGAGAAUUGCAGCUCUGACUAAGGCAGAAGAAAGACAUGGAAACAUUGAAGAACGUAUGAGACACUUAGAAGCUCAACUUGAAGAGAAGAAUCAGGAACUUCAAAGAGCAAGGCAAAGAGAAAAAAUGAAUGAGGAGCAUAACAAAAGAUUAUCAGAUACUGUAGACAGACUUCUGACAGAAUCCAAUGAGCGUCUUCAGCUGCACCUAAAAGAGAGAAUGGCAGCACUUGAAGAAAAGAACGUCUUGAUUCAAGAAUCUGAAAGUUUCCGGAAAAAUCUGGAAGAAUCUUUACAUGACAAGGAAAGACUUGCAGAAGAAAUUGAGAAACUGAGAUCUGAAUUGGAUCAAAUGAAAUUGAGAGCUGGUUCUUUAAUUGAACCCACAUUGUCAAGGUAAUGUUUAACGCCAAAUGUUUCCUCA